UAGAGCUCGCCUCAAUCAGCGUUGUGUUUGUUUACAAAUUUAGCCGGUCAGUGUGUAUUACGAAGCCCACUAGCCAGUGAAACAGGAAACCAUGUCCGCCGUAAAAGAUCAAUCAGAACACCAAAACCAUGCCCAAAACAUAAUUGUAAUCCAUCCCGGCUCGCACUACCUGCGCAUCGGGCGUGCAUCGGACGUGAAUCCGGUGAGAAUUUUGCACGCGAUCGCACGACGCCGCAAACCGGGUGGAGAAACGCACCGGGACGGUUUGCUACCGCCAGUGGUGGAGAAAACGAAACAAUUGCUGCAGGAGCUGGAAGAUGGCCGGUUACAGAUAACGCACACCCUGCAGUCCUGCGUGCAAUCGAACGGACAGCGUCGGUAUGCUACACCGCCCCAGCAGAUUGCCGCCUUCAAUCGACGCUCCCAGCCGGAAGUGUUACCGGACGGUCAAACCGACUGGUACGAUAAGGACGGACGGGAUGUGGUGAUAGGAGAGGACGUACUGCAGCUCAAUCCCACCGGAGAGUACAAUGUGCACUUUCCGAUUCGACGCGGUGAGCUGAAUCUGCACGCCGGUGUCGGUGGAUCACUGUUUGCGGUCAUGUCGGAUCUGCAGAGUAUAUGGGAGCACGUGCUGCAUACGCGGCUCGAGAUCAAGCCGAGCGAUAUGAAACACUACCGGGCGGUGCUGGUAAUUCCGGACAUUUACAACCGUGCUCACCUGCGAGAGUACGUGACGCUGUUGUUGAAUCAGAUAGGGUUCGGGUGCUGCUUUCUGGUGCAGGAUCACGUAGCGGCCACCUUCGGUGCGGGGCUCGGUUACGCCUGCGUUGUCGAUGUUGGGGACGGAAAGACGUCCGUGUCGUGCGUGGAGGAUGGCAUUUCGCAUCCCAACACUCGCGUCCGGUUCGACUAUGGUGGAGCGGACGUAACGCAAGUGUUUUACUGGUUGCUGCAGAAGUGUGCCUUCCCUUACCGGGAGUGCAACGAGCAAAUGCCACUGGAUGGUGUGUUGUUGCGUCGCCUGAAGGAAGACUUUGGGCAUGUCAAUCUGGACGUGUGCGGUUCGGUGGAGAAAUCGUUCACGGUUCAGCAUCCGGCAACGCCGAAGCGUCAGUACACGCUGCAAGUAGGCGAUGAGGCGAUGGUUGCUCCGUUAAGCAUUUUCUACACCGAGCUGCUCGCAAUAACGGGCGCAAAUCGGACCGCGCCGAAGACACAGAACAGAUGCUCAUCGCAACCUCAUCCGGAAGAUUGUUUCGAUGCGGAAUAUAUCAGAGAAACGGGGCGUCGCAAUAAAGACAAUCUGGAACAAUCGGCGAUCGAUAGUGGAGCGCUGGCAAACACGGACGCGCCCGAUGAGGAUCUCGUGGUGGAUGGGUUGGAGCAGGAGCGGGAAGCAAAAUCCAAUGAUCGAGAUUAUCUGCUACCCAGUGGACAGCUGGUCGGGCUAGAUCAAGCGGUUAUUCAAAGUAUCGAGCGAUGUCCCACCGACGAACUGAAGCGUAAAAUGUACAGUUGCAUUCUAAUCGUUGGCGGAGGAAUUAAAUUCGCUGGCAUCGCCAGCUGGCUGCAGAGUCAGCUGGCACGUAAAAUUCCCGCUGCCUAUCGGUCGGAGCAGAGUAUUGUGUCGAGCCCGAAGGAUAUGGAUCCGGAGAUUACGAGCUGGAAGGGUGCUGCGGUAAUGUCGUGUCUGGAAAGUGUCGUCGAGCUGUGGCUAACGGAACCCGAAUGGACGCGGUAUGGUUUGCGUAUUUUGCGCGAGAAAGCCGUUUUCAUGUGGUAGGGGUGGUUGGAGAUGGUGCUUUUAUACAGUGAAAUACUACAACGAAACAAGAUUUGUAAUUGUAAAUUUUUAGUUAUAUAAAUUCAAUAAUAUGGUCGUUCGAUAAUUCUCAAUGGA
Molecule: messenger RNA, 1903 nt
Organism: Anopheles merus
Lineage: Eukaryota; Metazoa; Arthropoda; Insecta; Diptera; Culicidae
Gene: Arp8
Product: actin-related protein 8
Exons: 4
Coding region: 92-1786 (564 amino acids)
Biological process (GO): double-strand break repair; regulation of DNA-templated transcription
Cellular component (GO): Ino80 complex
Source: RefSeq, a predicted model, not a curated record